CCGCUCCCGCCGCCUCGCGGGUCCCCGCCCAGCGCCGUGCAGCGGCUUAAGGCCGCCGGCUGGAAACGGCGCUGAGGGGGCGGGGUGGUGGAGCCGCGUCCCUCAGGCCCGGGGGUCCGGGCCGCUGUGUGACGGGAGUUUGGACCGAGCAGAAUGGCCAGCAGUCCUGGCAGUAACGCAUCCCUCGCCGAUCAGAAAGGCACGCGCUCAGAAGGCUCUCAAGCAAAGAAGUCUCAGCAUGCAGAAGAAGCGAUCUUUUACAAGAACUGUCGAGCAGCUUAUCUAACUGUUUUAAAAAGCAGUUUAGAAAAUAUUAAAUCAAAAGAACAGCUCACUUUGGUACUUCAGCAGGCUGGAAGAAACCCAUCUCAGAAGACAGUUAAUAAAUACUGGACUUCACAAACAACUACGCUGAAUUUUGAUGAUUUUUGUACUAUUUUAAAAGAAGAAACACCAGCCACAAGAACUGAAUUGCUUGAAGCGUUUGGGAAAAUAGACACAGAUAACACUGGUUAUAUUUUACAUGAUGAACUUUAUAAAAUUCUGGUAACAGAAGGUGAAAAAAUGACUUUGGAUGAAGUGAGUGCAAUAACUAAACUACCUGAUUUUAACUGCAAUGGCAAACUUGACUACAGGAAGUUUUGCGACUUAUAUAUGACAACCAGUGAGCAGUGCUGCAGGACUGCACUAGAGAAACUGGAGGCUGAUAAUCGAUUGAGGCAUCGGCAGUUUGGAAACCAAACUGAAACUUCCACUGAAGGGAUCACACUGCCAGUAUCAAAACCAUCCCUGAAAGUCUUGAAGAAAACUGACCACAAACCAGCACCAGCCAAAGGUGAGAGCAGAACUCCUUCAAGACCCUCAUCAGCUCAAAGCUGCAAAGCGUCCAGUUCUUCCACUAUCAGCGUGUGUGCCAGUAGCAACAGAAGCACAAAACUAAUUGAGCCAAACAUGAUGAAGGAAUGGCAAUGUGCCCAGUCCAAAGGAUGCUUCUACCUAGAGGAAGAUGGUGAAAUCAUUAGUCAUAAGUACAGGUUGCACUUACCUCAGAGGUCUACAGUAUGUAUAACUAUCAAGCCUUUACACCUUCAUCAAGUAGAAGGAAAAUCUUGUCAUUGGUUGUCAGUGGAUAUGAUGUUGUAUGUUUUGAGGGAAAAUGAAACCCAAGAAAAUCUACAGCUUGUGUGCUUUACUGAACAACAAAACAAAGAGAUGUUUGGAUGGAAAGGGGAGCUUCCAUCAGGAGUUUACUGGCUACUCCCAUUCACAACAGGCUGUAGGCUGAAAAAGGUCAAAACACAAAUUACUGAAGAAGCAAAACUGGUGUACAGAGAUGAAGAUGGUGAACUGGCUCUUACCAAGGAGUUCCGAGCAGCUUUACUGGAUAUAUUUGAAACCAUUGAUUUGGAUGGAAACGGCCUUCUGAGUUUGGAGGAAUACAAUUUCUUUGAACUGAGAACUAGUGGUGAGAAAUGUGAUGAGGAAGCGUGGGCUGUAUGUAAGGAGAAUUUUGAUAUGAAGAAGAAUGAACUAACAAGGCAAGGAUUUAUGGAUCUGAAUCUCAUGGAAGCCAAUGACCGUGAAGGGGAUCCUAGUGACCUCUGGGUCACUUUAUUGUCACUGGGCUACAAUAAAGCAUUAGAAAUGACAGAGGCAUGCCCCUUUGUCAUUGACAUCUAUGCAGAAAAAUGCAAACCCAGAAUUAAAGCCAUAUAUCUAGAGGCAGGCAGCUGGCAACUCAACAGGGCUAUUUGCAAGUCUGUUGUUAAUAAAGGAGAUGCCAAAGUAAUGGAUGGCUGUGAAAAUGUAAUUGUCUAUACCUACAGAACUGGCAUGCGAAUCACUUCUGUUAUUGAAAAUAAGUCUGAAAACAAAGUGAUUGUUCAUGUCAACAAUGAGCAGAGUAGGAACUGCCUAAGUAAUAGAGGCCUUGCUGUUUUUGCUGUAGAAGUGGCACCAAAAUCUAUGAUGGUUUCUCAGCACGUGGUGCCGCGGAACGAGCAGGAAGAAUGGCUGUAUAAUUGUGUGCAUUCCCUCUUACGCUGAACAUUGUAGUCAGCGCUGUUUCUUGGCCAUGUUUAAAUCACAGCUCCUGCAAGACAACUUCUAGGUGCGUCCUCAAAAGCUGGUACGCUUCUCAGUUUCAUCUGUUAAAGCCAAUGAAUCCUUUAACUACUUACUCGUUUUUGGUAUCCUAUGUCUGCUCAUAGCUUUUAGGAAACACAAAUGGUGAUAGCAUAGGGAUGGAAUAACUGCAAGUAUGCAAAAUGGUUUGAUAGAGUAGAUGUGUCAAGAAACAUGUAGAUAUAGCGUUGAGAGACACGGUUUAGUGGGGUUAUUGGUGUAGGUGGAUGGUUGGACUGGAUGAUCUUGUAGGUCUUUUCCAACCUAGCUCAUUCUAUGAUUCUGUGUUCACAUGCUGUCUAAUGAAAAGCACCAAUGUGAGAGUGCUGAGACACUAAAAAUGAGUCCUGUUCAGUGACACAGCUGACAAUUGUAACACAAUUGUGUUUCAUGAGGGCUGUUUCCCUAAAUAUGCCCUUAUUUUCUGUAAUAGCUGAUGUAGUUCCAUCACAUACUGGAACUGCUUCGCUCACACAGAAAAAACUUUGGUUAAAUUGGUCUGAUGGAUUCCUAAUUCAACACUCCCAUGAUUUUAACGUGAGAAAUAAAAAGAGGUGGGGUUCUUUAUCGCCUGAUAAAGGAUUUGAUUUUUUUCUUGUUUUUUUUAUUCUGAUUUUCUUUUGUCAUUUGAUAAUACCUUGUUCUAAAAAAGUGAUCCGCUUUUAAAAUAAUCCUUUAUAUUAAAAUAAAGUCUGCCUUUCCACACGCGGUAAGGAAAUGA
This is a messenger RNA of Numida meleagris (helmeted guineafowl), 2845 nucleotides long. RefSeq names its product EF-hand calcium binding domain 7 (gene EFCAB7). Bases 154 to 2046 code for a protein of 630 amino acids. The record is from RefSeq and is a predicted model, not a curated record. The transcript is spliced from 14 exons. NCBI's taxonomy places the organism in Eukaryota, Metazoa, Chordata, Aves, Galliformes, Numididae. Gene Ontology annotation, molecular function: calcium ion binding.